AUGAACGGCACCGCUAAGACUCUCCCAUAUGCUGUCAAUACCCUCCCUUUCUUGGGUAGGGUUAUCGCUGUUACUGGCGCCAGCCGUGGACUGGGCCUUGCUGUUAGCAAGUACUUGCUGAUACGAGGUGCCACAGUCUCUAUGUGUGCAACGUCGGUUGACAAUCUGUCCAAAGCCACCAAAGAGAUUGACACUGAGCUUCCAGACGCCAAGGACCGGUACUGGACGUGCGUCGUAGAUAUCGCCAACUUAGACAGUGUUCGGUCUUGGAUCGAGGAGACUGUAGCUAAAUUCGGAAAGCUUGAUGGAGCCGCAAACGUCGCUGCGGUGGAGCAACGCGAGAUCUUCCCUAUAACCGACCUCGACCCAGAAUACUUCGCUAGGCUGCUCAACGUAAACGUUGUUGGUACUUUCCAUUGCUUGAAAGAAGAAAUGAAGGUCAUCAAGGACGGUGGCUCAAUCGUCAAUGUUGGAAGCAUCGCGAGCCACUACGGAACGCCUGGCACAUCGGGUAAAUACCGAGCAUACGUCGCCGCCAAGCACGCGCUCAUUGGUCUCACGAAAGUUGCAGCUUUUGAAGGGGCGUCGAGGCGAAUCAGGGUCAACGCGCUGUGCCCCGGAUGCUUCAACACAGAAAUGAUGACGAAGUAG
Molecule: messenger RNA, 651 nt
Organism: Alternaria arbusti
Lineage: Eukaryota; Fungi; Ascomycota; Dothideomycetes; Pleosporales; Pleosporaceae
Exons: 5
Coding region: 1-651 (216 amino acids)
Source: RefSeq, a predicted model, not a curated record